Molecule: messenger RNA, 2186 nt
Organism: Thlaspi arvense
Lineage: Eukaryota; Viridiplantae; Streptophyta; Magnoliopsida; Brassicales; Brassicaceae
Source: the annotation of a GenBank genome assembly
CUUCAUCUCUCAAGAAUCAAAAGAAACAAAGGUGAAAAAAAAAAAACAGAGCAAUGGAGAAAAGGGAAGAUCUUGAGACAAUUUUAGCCUACUUACCGCUAGAGAUUCAGGAAUCAUCUCUGUCUUGGCCAUCGUCGCACUUGGUGGAAGUUUUAGAAGCUAUGACUAAAGGACCGAGUUACAGCCGAGUUGACUCGGGACAAACACUGUCUGAUUCCAUCUCUGACAUGAGACAAUCUCUCUCUUUACCUUCUCAGCUUUCUUUUUCAGCUCUUGAAGGCUACGCUCUCUUCUUCGACGAGAGAAUGUCGAAAGAAGAAUCAAGCAAAUGGUUUAACGAUAUUUUACCUGCAAUGGCUUGUCUUCUUCUGAGAUUCCCAUCUCUCUUGGAAUUACACUAUCUAAAUUCUCAGAGUCUCAUCGAUGGAAUUGAAACCGGUCUUCGUGUCUUAGGCCCCAAGAAAGCCGGCAUUGUGUUCCUCAGCCAAGAACUUAUAGGAGCGUUGCUUUCAUGUUCUUUCUUCUGUUUGUUUCCUGUCGAUAAUAGAAGCUCAAAUCAGCUUCCAAACAUCAAUUUCGACAAACUAUUCGGAAGCCUAAUCAACACGGGACGAAACGAGCACCAAGAAAACAAGAUAAAGUGCAUAGUUCAUUACUUCACGAGGCUAUCUUCCUGUAUCCCUCCUGGAUUCGUCUCGUUCGAACGAAAGAUUCUCUCUUUAGAACAAGAUCCUUCUGGUCUCGAAGUUUGUCCUGAUGAAGAUUUUUGGAGCACAUCUACUCUCACUCUCUGCCCUGUUGAGGUUAAUACUUCUGGUUUGAUAGAGGAUCAAAGCGUUGAAGCUCUUGAAGUUGACUUUGCCAACAAGUACUUAGGAGGUGGCGCUCUACGCAAGGGAUGUGUCCAGGAAGAGAUUCGAUUCAUGAUCAAUCCAGAAUUGAUAGCUGGUAUGCUCUUCUUACCAGCCAUGGAAGUCUCUGAAGCAAUUGAAGUUGUUGGUGCUGAAAGAUUCUCUCGUUACACAGGAUAUUCAUCUUCCUUUCGGUUUGCUGGUGAUUACAUGGACACAAAGGAAAAAGAUGUUUUUGGAAGGCGAAAAACAAGAAUCGUCGCCAUAGAUGCUCUGCGUCAUCCUGGAAUCUCCCAAUACAAACCUGAAUGCCUCAUCCGGGAGACGAAUAAGGCUCUCUGUGGUUUCCUCCAUGUCUGCAAGAAUCAGUGCAUAGAUCAUGAAGAUGGAGUUAGUGUUGCUACAGGGAAUUGGGGAUGUGGUGCUUAUGGUGGAGAUCCUGAGCUCAAAUCUCUUCUUCAAUGGAUUGCUGUUUCACAGGCGAGAAGACCGUUCAUGUCUUACUACACUUUUGGAUUUGAAGCACUACAUAACCUAAAUCAGGUAACGGAAUUGGUUAUAUCCAAAGGAUGGACGGUGGGAGAUUUGUGGAAGAAACUGGUCGAGUAUUCGAACCAGAGGUUAAGAAGCAACAAGAAAAGAAGAGAGCCUAAACUUGGUUUGUUUGAUUGGCUUAUCUCGACCAAAUCUGCUUAAUUAAAACUUUUGUUCUAAGCAACAAAUCUCAGUCUGGUUUCAGACAGAGUAUAUCAUUUGUAUUUUCGAGUGAAGUUUAUAUAUAAAAAUAAAAGGCAGUGAGAGAAUUAAAAUAGAGAAAAACUCUUUUGACAGAAAAUAAUGAAACUUGCAAUACACGAUAAUGAAACUAGGGUCCAUAAUAAACAGAGAUUUGUCACAUAGCCAAGCGGCUUUGGUCUUGGUUGUGAGAAUCUCUAGUUUCAACUGGAACCAGAGCCGGAGCCAAAGCUUGGACAGGACCAGGAGGCUGAACCAGAGCCAGAGCCGAAGCCGAAGCUUGGGCAGGAGCAGGAGGUUGGACCAGAGCCGGAGCUUGAGGAGAAGGAGUAUUAGGAGCUUGAGCCGGAGCAGGAACCAGUGGGCUCCUUCUAUCUGGCUCUAAAGCAUCGUACUGGGCCGCGGCCAAUGCAGCCAACAUCUCUAGCGGAGUCGGAUUAUAAUGCCUCGUUACUGGUAUUGGGGAGACAAAGUUGAGUAACAACAAGGAAAGUAUCGUUUUCUCCAUAAAGAACCUAUUUCAUCUUCAACUCCGUUAUCAAAAUUAUUAUUUUCGGUCAAAUUAUUCUCUCUAAAUUGUUAUUGACUUCUUAUGUAAAC